AUGAGUGAAUCUAUUGAGCCACCAAUUGACGUAUCUAUUUCUGUGAGCGAGUCUAUCGAAACACCAAUUGAAGCAUCUCCAAAAGAAAAAACUCCUCGCUUUACAGAAGAGAAUGACGCUGAAAGAGAAGAGCGUUUAGCUAAGCAAAAAGAAAUUGACGCUAGAUCUAUCUACGUAGGUAACGUUGACUAUCAAUCGACUCCGGAGCAGCUAGAGUCAUUCUUCAAUGCAGUGGGCGUAAUUGAGAGGAUUACAAUAUUGUUUGACAAAUAUUCAGGCUUACCCAAGGGAUAUGCCUAUGUUGAAUUCGAACUGCCAGAAAGUGUGGAGAAGGCAAUUACCGAAUUGCAUGGCAAUACAUUCAGAGGACGUGAUAUCAGGGUCACUAACAAAAGAACCAACUUACCGGAUUUCUCCAAAAGAGGCAGAGGAAGAGGCGGUAGAGCAUUCAGGGGACGCGGCCGUAGUCGUGGUACUUUCCGAGGUAGGGGACGUGGAAGUGGACGAGGCACCCCGAGAGGCGAAGGUUUUAAUGAAGUUGAAAAUACAGCCGUGGGAGUGAGCAACACAGGCCCCAGUUCGGCUACUUUUGAAGAAAGUAUAACCUUAGUGACAGAAACAUCGACGGAAUAG
Molecule: messenger RNA, 633 nt
Organism: Priceomyces carsonii
Lineage: Eukaryota; Fungi; Ascomycota; Pichiomycetes; Serinales; Debaryomycetaceae
Exons: 1
Coding region: 1-633 (210 amino acids)
Cellular component (GO): cytoplasm
Molecular function (GO): poly(A) binding
Source: RefSeq, a predicted model, not a curated record